AUCCGCUUCGAUUAUAAAAAACCUAAUCUCAUCUCCGCGUCGCCGUAUCUCUCAGAGCAAAUUUUCAUCGGCAGCUACAGGGCCUCCCACUCCAAAAUCUACCCUAUCGGUGGUAACCCAAUCACGGUACUGUUUUACAAUAUCCAUGGAUGACCAGAUUAGAUCUGUAUAUUUGACGCUGCAUUAUCAUUACACUAAUGGCGUAGGCGGGUUAUUACAUGAAAUACAAAUCAGCAAAGAUGGAAAAGUUAUCACUAAAUCCACAGAAGAUAAGCCUGCAACCCCUGCAAGGAAGUUGUUUGAUGAAACAGAAAUCCCAUGGGUUCCUUUCAUUCGCUGCGAGAGAAUUGCCUCCAAGUUAUACAUAUAUGCAGGUGAACGACUCAGAGCAGCAGAAGCUGGGGCAAAAGUAGCAUAUAUUUUUGAUCCAAAGGCAUCUGGAGACUUAGUUAAAUUCGAUCCGCCUUAUAUAUACGCGACAUUUCCAAAUAUUAUGGCAGCGCAUGGCAGGCUUUAUCAUCUGGCAACUUUUUUAGCCGAAAAACCAUGGAUGCCCAUGCCCUUUGAGCUAUAUGAUCCCACCACCAACUCUUGGGAUCCUUUAACUCCUGUACCUCAUUUUGCAUUCAUCCCACAAUCUUCACUAGCUCGCAGGGAGUUGACUGGUUAUGCUGUUUGGGGCAGCUGUAUUUUGCUUUCAUUAUGGUACCCUUCCAUGAAGUUUAAACCAGCACAUUUCGUACCUGUAGUUUUCAAUGCAGAAUUGGGAACAUGGCAUCAAGUCAAUUUUGAUCAAGAACAACGGAUACAACGUUUUCCUUUCUUUGGGAAGGCUGCUGUUGUAGGGGACACUAUAUAUGCCUUUGGUGAUAAAAAGGGAAAGUUUAUAUCAUUCUCUAUUAAGAAGUCUGGUUCAGAGGAGGAUGGUACUCUUAUUUACUCUCUAACAACACCUUACGAGUUGAAAGGCUUGAAGAUUAUUCAAAGUGCAAAAUAUAGGGGUUACAUAACAGAGUGUUGGGCUCCUUUGGGUGACUUGGAGUUCUGUUUAGUCCAGACUAUGAGCUACAGGGCUAAUAGGUAUCAACCUCUUUUUAUCACCACGUUCAAAAUCAUCCAUAAAGAAGGGACAAAUAGCCGUAUUGAGACCAUUCAUUCUACUCUCCAGUUUCUGAGCACCAAAGGUUAUGGUCAAUUCUGGAUGACAUUUGGCUACUGUCCAGAUUAUGAACCCAAAGAAGCCAUGUUGACUACGACAAAGGACAUCCGAAAAGAGAGAAACAGGAUAAAGGACAGCUCUCAGGAGGUUGACUCUGACAUUCUACUUUUUGAACCAAAAGAAGAGAGUUUGACAAAUGAGAAGGUUGACAUCCAAAACGAGACGAGCACGGUAAAAUGCAGCCCUUGCAAGGUCGAGUGCUUGAAGCUAGAUUUUGAACUCGGAGGAGAGAGUGCGACUAAGAUAAAGGGGGAGACAAAUGAGAUAAUAAACAGCCCCGGCAAGGUUGACUCAAACUCACGGGAUUUUGAACCCAAAGAGAGUGUGAUCAACAGUAAAAAAGCGAGAAGCCUUAAGAGAAAGGUUAAACGCUUAGAGAAAAAGAGAACUAAAAGAGCGUCCUACAUUUUCUCCCUUGUCAAACAUCAAGUAUCUACAUUGAAAUCGUACGGAAGAGGCAGAACAUAUGUCCCCAUUGCUUGUCUCAUCAUCCUUUUCAUUGGUUUGCUCUAUGGAUUCUUUUUUCUUCCAGAAACUCGUGAAGCGCGUUUCCUUCUGGGAAAAGGAUUAGGAGUUUGAAGGCAGGCCUGCUAAAGUUUAGGUUGGAGUGCUUGGGAGUUUUUGAUCAGGAAGACUAAUCGAAGCUAGUUUCAAGAACCUUGAAAUUAUUUUGCGUUCUUCAGUGUCUUAUUAAUUAAACUUACUCAACUGCGGAGGGUUGAGUCUAUAUAUAUACACAAUUAAAGUCCCACUAAGCCAUUUUAGCACAUUUAUGUUUUCAGUGAAGUUGCAUUACUUCAGUUUCUUAUUA
This is a messenger RNA of Rosa rugosa (rugosa rose), 2030 nucleotides long. RefSeq lists its product as uncharacterized. The record is from RefSeq and is a predicted model, not a curated record. Gene Ontology annotation, molecular function: protein binding. The coding region runs from base 146 to 1798 and encodes 550 amino acids. NCBI's taxonomy places the organism in Eukaryota, Viridiplantae, Streptophyta, Magnoliopsida, Rosales, Rosaceae. The transcript has 10 exons.